AUGAGCAACACGACGGAUGCCACAUGUGGAGCAGGAAUUGCUAACUCACCCGGAGUACCUGAGAUAAUCCCUAGUUUUUGGAGGGAGGAGGACGUGGUGGAGGAGACCAGGGUCACGCCGACCCCGACGAAGACACAGAAGGAGGAGGGUGCGCUCCACGCCCAGACAGCCCCUGUCACUGAGGAGGACGUGGUGGAGGAGACCAGGGCCACCCAGCUGAAGGACGUGGUGCAGGAGACGUACCUAAGGACCUCUGACUCUGGGAAAGGAUUGCAGGACUUGGACCUGGAAUGGGCCAAGCUGGACAUCAAGGAAGAGAAGAAGGGUGUAUCCUUCAUUGGGGACCUGUUGGCGCAGCAGAGUAAAAUGUUGAAGGGUUUUAAGAAGUCGCCGGCGCCAGCAGCUCGCCCAGCCCCGAAGGUUGGCAAGUUCACGGGGGAGAGGAGUGCGUCCAGAAGGAAGUCUUUGCGGUUUCUGGACCAGCUCGUCCCAGAGGUCCCAGAGGCAGCUCACAUCGAACAGGAGAAGCAGGAGUCAACAGACAUGUCAUCAGCGGAGGACUCCUGCGAUCAAUAUGUCCCGCCACCCAGCGCUGAUGACUAUUCAUCGGACGACAGCGCGGUAGUAAGUCCUUCGGACGAGGAGGCACCUCCUGCCAAGAAGAGGAAGGAGGUUUCCAAGGAGGAGAAGGACCUGUUAGAUUCUUCGGCCAAGGGGUUUGUCCUCGCCCGCACUAUUGCGGAGUUCGAGGCCAUUUCCGAUGGAACUGAUGUUCCAGCUGUUGCUGCUGACGUGCCAGCGGAGGAGUCAGGGUCUGACACUGAUUCUGAAGCUGAUGACCCAGAGCCAGCUGACGAGCCAGUUCGAGGAAGGAAGAGGAGAACCGCUACGAAGGUGUACAGGGUUGACACGAAACGACCACGCAGGGAGUGCCAAGUUGAAGGGUGUACUGCUGCGGUGGUCAACCUGAGACGUCAGAUGACGGUGUCACCCUGA
Messenger RNA from Mytilus trossulus (common blue mussel), 996 nucleotides. RefSeq lists its product as uncharacterized. The transcript is spliced from 8 exons. NCBI's taxonomy places the organism in Eukaryota, Metazoa, Mollusca, Bivalvia, Mytilida, Mytilidae. Bases 1 to 996 code for a protein of 331 amino acids. The record is from RefSeq and is a predicted model, not a curated record.